Molecule: messenger RNA, 2269 nt
Organism: Cuscuta europaea
Lineage: Eukaryota; Viridiplantae; Streptophyta; Magnoliopsida; Solanales; Convolvulaceae
Source: the annotation of a GenBank genome assembly
CCGGGUCUGUUGGACGCAUAUUAGAGGCACAGACCUGAAUUUCCCUAUAUAUACUCCUUAUAGGAGGCUUUUAAACAUAAGUCACAACUUCUAUAUUCAUACCCAAUACACUUUCAUCUCGUUCUCUCUUCGAUCUUUUUCAAUCUCUCCUAAUUUAUACAAUAUGGGUGUCGAUUAUCCAUCAAAUGGUGCUUUCAUUGAGAGGUUUGAACACAAUCAAGUGAGAAAACCUCCUAAAAACAACCAAAAAUUCACCCAAAUCACAGAAAAUCAGUCUAAAAGAUCCAAAAAAGAAGAGACGGAAAGCUGAAAUUUCCGGAUCUGAAACUUUUUCGGUGCGAUCCGGACUCCGGCAGACUCAGUCAACUAAUCGGAGUUGUCAUGGCCAUUGCGAAGCUCGCUAACCUGGCCGCACUACCUGAAGUUCACCGCUUUGUUGCAGCUGUCGUCGCCUCCACUACCGGUUCAGCACAGCAAAGCCACUGCAAACCUACGACCUGGAAAACAUGUGAACCUCUGCCAGCCAAUAAUGGCGAGUACAGAUCUAGCGACGGUGGAUGAAGCUCUGUUCCCGACCCAAGUUGUAGAUCCAGCGGCAAAGCCCAAUCAGAGCCACACAGUCGCCGGAAAAUUCAUGCAUAGCAGCAACGGCAUCCACCGACGACGCCUUGCACCCAGCGGUAAAAGUGUCUGAGAAGCAACGGCAUCCCCGACGAACUCCCUUCCACUCUCUGACGACGCCCAGGGACGAACAUCUAUGAUGAUUCCAGGCGCCUAGCGUCCCGAGCAAGCGAGGAUCAACAUGGCUUGAUGAUGGGAGAGCUCAGCAGGUCACUUUUCGUCCCUCACUCCUCCGACAGUAACUGACCACGGUGCAUCGUCCUUCUGAUCGAAGGUCGCCUCUCUUACUCGCCUCCAUUUCCGGCGGCAUCGAGGACCGGGCUGAAGAGCUGCUUCCCUUAUCUCCACGAGAAAUGAACGCAGGCCACACGUUUGAAGAAGGGCCUCCUAGCGCAGACUGUUAACUAUCAGAUUCUACCGGGAAACUUGGGCCAAGACAGGGCAGCAGUGGGCCAGGCCACAUAUAAUCCAAUUAAAUAGUUCAACGGGCCUCAGUUUUAGCAACACAACCAAUUCUCAACCCAUUGAUUUCGGCCCAUCAAAAGAUAAGUACUCUUUAAUUUUCAUAUUAUUUAUAUUUAUUUAAAUCAUUUCUUUUAGUCGGGUGAAUGUCAAACUAUCACACAAUUAUGAUCAAAUGCCUAGUAGACUGUGACUCGAGGCUCAUCACUGGGAUUUAAAGCCCUAACCCAGAUCAGGCACAAAGCCCUGACCUAGAUCAGGCACAAAGCCCUGACCCAGCUCAGGCACAAAGCCCUGACCAAGUCGGGCACGAAUACCGGUCUUAGUCAUUCCUCGAGUGGCGACCAUUGCUUACGAAUGGCUCACACAUCCACUCUACUAAGUAUUUUAUCAUCAUUAGCAAUUCACAUUUCCACUUUUUUCAAGUGACGAACUCCCGAUCAGAAACAUAAACCCCAAGAAAAAAAUUUAUAUGUAAGUUAAAUGUGUAGGUACGAAGAUGACUUUACUCAUUUUCACCUCGUCUCCACUUGCUUCAAGGAGUGGGGGACUGGGGGACUGAGGGGUCAGAGUUUCUAGAUGGGCAAAAAAUAUCAUGCAUGAGCAGGAACGAAAGCCGAGUCGGAUGAAGAGGUGCUGAGCUAGACAAAAUUGAUUAUGUCGGAGAGAACUUACCUUCCUUGUUUCAUGUUGGGGGCGCUAGGUGUACUCUUUUUCCCUUUAUUAGGAUUUUUUCCCACUAAGUUUUUUCCUAGUAAAGGUUUUUAACAAGGCACCUCCACAUCAUGGACAAGGGUGGUGGUCACCCGGCCGAAGAGGAAGAAACCAAAGACAGAAGAACGUUGCAGAUACAAUUGUGGACUACUCCCUUUCACCUCGAGUACUCUCGGCUCAGAGAGUGGGGGACUCCUGAUGGAAUAUAUGGACCCCGACCCCCCGGCCUGCCGACUAUUGAGCCUAGACAGCGAUUCACGUACACCAGCAGACAACAUUUAUAUUACUGUAUAGUUUACAUAUUCAUUGUAUGUACUAGAUUAACUUUUUAUACUAUUAGUCCAUUUAUGUAACCGGGUCUGUUGGGCGCAUAUUAGAGACACAGACCCGGAUUUCCCUAUUACUCCUUAUGGGAGGCUUGUAAACAUAAGUCACAACUUCCAUAUUCAUACACAAUACACUUUCAUCUCGU